Messenger RNA from Mycotypha africana, 207 nucleotides. RefSeq names its product ribosomal protein S14p/S29e-domain-containing protein. Gene Ontology annotation, cellular component: ribosome; cytosolic small ribosomal subunit. Bases 1 to 207 code for a protein of 68 amino acids. Gene Ontology annotation, molecular function: zinc ion binding; RNA binding; structural constituent of ribosome. The record is from RefSeq and is a predicted model, not a curated record. NCBI's taxonomy places the organism in Eukaryota, Fungi, Mucoromycota, Mucoromycetes, Mucorales, Mycotyphaceae. The transcript has 2 exons. Gene Ontology annotation, biological process: translation.
AUGGCUCACGCUAACGUUUGGAACUCUCACCCCAAGUCCUACGGUAAAGGUUCUCGUCAAUGCCGUGUUUGUGCUCAUCGUGCUGGUCUCAUCCGCAAGUACAACUUGAACAUGUGCCGUCAAUGUUUCCGUGAAUACGCUAAUGAUAUUGGCUUCCAUAAGGUAAUGAUAAAAGAUGCUUUCUAUUUGAUGGUUGAGAUUAUCUGA